ACGGUCCUAAAACCCCAAAAAAUGUCCGGAAUUCAAUUGCAAGAUCUCGACCUCACCCUCGAGGAUGUCAAAACGAUGCUACGGAGACAUUACGAGCUCAAUGGAACCAAAAAAUGUCCCAAAAUCAAUGAAAUUGUGAUCCGUACUCUCGGAGACGUUCCCGCUGGCAUCAUGUCGUCGCAUUUUAUCAUCACCGUAACCUUGGAAGAUGUCAAUGAGAAUGAAACCACGUGGUCUUGCUUUGUAAAGCGAACCCCUAAAGAUGAUUUUGGCUCAAAAUACGCCGAAGACUUGGAAACGUUCGACAAGGAAGGCAACAUUUAUCAGAAAUUGAUACCAGCGUUGCAGGAAAUUGCAAAAGGACGCACUCCCUGGACCGCUGUUUGUUACUUAACGAAGGGAAUAGACCUAAUAGCCUUAGAUAACUUAACAUUACAAGGGUUUGUGCCUUCCAUUUCGGGUCGUUUACUGGAUUUCGAUCAUCUGAGUGUCGUAAUGAAGGCUCUGGCACGCAUGAAUGCCGCUUCCAUCGCAUUAGAAGUGAAACAUUCCAAGCCUUUGACGGAAAUUUUCCCAAAUUUACUGCGUGAAAAUGGAUAUCCAACAACAAAUACGCCCGGAUAUCGUCAAUUGGGGGUCCAAUCAUUCACGAAAACCGUUCAACAUUUCGUUAAAUUGCUUUCCGCUGAAGGAAAAGUCAAGUACGAGAAAUUUUCAACGGAGGAACUUGUCGAAAUGGUGCCAAAAAUCAUGCAGGAACUGUUCGAACUUGUCAAACCAUCCACGAAAUUCCGCAAUGUCUUCAACCAAUCAGAUCUGUGGGCCAACAAUAUCUUGUUUAAGUAUGAAAAUAAUGAAAAAGUCGUCGAUUGUCGUUUGGUAGACUUUCAAUUUUCGCGAUAUGCUCCCCCGAUGUACGAUAUUUGUACUUUAUUAUUAACAUCGACGCCUCGAAAGUUCAAGGAAGAUAACGUCGAAGCACUUCUUGACCUUUAUUUUGCAUCUUUAACUAAUGAAAUGAGCAUUUUUGGGUUGCAAGCUGAACAAUAUCUCACGAGGAAGGAGUUGAGCGACAGCUUUAAGGUUUAUAACAAAGCAGCUUUGAUCGAAAGUCUCUGCUUUUUCCAAACAAUUUACUUGCCGGAAGAGAAAUGGAGCGAUUUGGUCAAGACUCCGCAGACUUUUGAGGACUUUGUGUUGAAUAAACACACGGAAAUUUGCUCAAAAGUGUUCGAAACUCACGCUGGGUACCGCAACAAAAUUACUGAAAUUAUUCAAGAACUGUUGGAUGUCUCACUUUUAUCACAAUAAUGCGAUUUUUUGACUUUUUUCAUUGAAUAAAGAGGUUUAAAGGGAUAAAAACUCACCUAUUGGGUUGA
This is a messenger RNA of Culicoides brevitarsis, 1379 nucleotides long. RefSeq lists its product as uncharacterized. Lineage: Eukaryota; Metazoa; Arthropoda; Insecta; Diptera; Ceratopogonidae. The transcript has a single exon. The coding region runs from base 22 to 1311 and encodes 429 amino acids. The record is from RefSeq and is a predicted model, not a curated record.